AUGCGCGUCAACACAGCAGUUAUGCAGGUCAACACAGCAGCCAUGCUAGACAACGCAGCAGCCAUGCUAGACAACACAACAGACAUGCUAGGCAACACAACAGCCAUGCUAGAGAACAGAACAGCCAUGCUAGACAACACAACAGCCAUGCUAGACAACACAACAGCUAUGCUAGACAACACAACAGCUAUGCAGGUCAACACAGCAGCCAUGCUAGACAACACAACAGCUAUGCUAGACAACACAACAGCCAUGCUAGACAACACAACAGCCAUGCUAGACAACACAGCAGCCAUGCUAGACAACACAAUAGCCAUGCUAGACAACACAACAGCCAUGCAGGACAACACAACAGCCAUGCUAGGCAACACAGCAGCCAUGCAGGUCAACACAGCAGCAAUGCUAGAUAACACAGCAGCCAUGCAAGACAACACAGCAGCCAUGCUAGACAACACAGCAGCAAUGCAGGUCAACACAGUAGUAAUGCAGGACAACACAGCAGCCAUGCAGGACAAUACAGCAGCCAUGCAGGUUAACACAGCAGCCAAGCUGGUCAACACAGCAGCCAUGCAGGACAAUACAGCAGUCAUGCUAGACAACACAACAGUCAUGCCGGUCAACACAGCAGCCAUACUAGACAACACAGCAGCCAUGUAG
Procambarus clarkii (red swamp crayfish) is the source of this 657-nucleotide messenger RNA. Its product is annotated as autotransporter adhesin BpaC-like. NCBI's taxonomy places the organism in Eukaryota, Metazoa, Arthropoda, Malacostraca, Decapoda, Cambaridae. The record is from RefSeq and is a predicted model, not a curated record.